UCCUGCCCCUCUGCUCUGCCCUGGGGAGACCACACCUGGAAUAUUAUGUCCAGUUGUGGCCCCUCAGUUCCAGCAGGACAGGGAACUGCUGGAGAGAGUCCAGCGCAGCCACCAAGAUGCUGAAGGGAGUGGAGCAUCUCCCGUGUGAGGAAAGGCUGAGGGAGCUGGGGCUCUGGAGCUGGACAAGAGGAGACUGAGGGGUGACUCAUUCAUGUUUACAGGUAUCUAAAGGGGGAGUGUCAGGAGGAUGGAGCCAGGCUCUUCUGGGUGACAACCAGUGACAGGACAAGGGGCAAUGGGUGCAAACUGGAACACAGGAGGUUCCACUUAAGUAUGAGAAGAAACUUGUUGGGGGUGAGGGUGGCAGAGCCUGGCCCAGGCUGCCCAGGGGGUUGUGGAGUCUCCUUCUGUGCAGACAUUCCAACCCGCCUGGACACCUUCCUGUGUAACCUCAUCUGGGUGUUCCCGCUCCAUGGGGGGAUUGCACUGGGUGAGCUUUCCAGGGCCCUUCAACCCCUGACAUUCUGGGAUGCUGUGAUUUAUCUUCCAGUCACCGGCAACAACGCGAGGGUCUACGAUAUGCCAGGGGGGAUAAGGGGACAAGAGCCAGGCUGGAGCAGUGAGGUCCGAUGUGGUCCAAACCCCAUUCCCGAGCAGCGCACCCCGCGCCCACCCCGCAGCGGGUCUGCCCUCACGGGGGCGUGGGCGCGUCCCGGGGGCCGGGGCGGGUGUCCCAUCCCGCCGAGCAGCCCCGGCCCCGGCUGGGCGGGAGCGGAGCGGAGCGGGACGCGCGGCGGCGGCGCAGCAGAGCCCGGCCCGGGGGCCGCCGGUAUUUAGGGCGGGCGCUGGCGGAGCGGGGAGAGCGGGCGGGACGGCGGGGACGGCAGGUGCUAGUGCAAAGCAAGGAGUUCACCUCUGAUCUUGUCCUCCUGGAGUCCUCACCCUUCCAUGCUGAUGUACCUGCUCGUAUUCGAGCCAGGAGCUUCGGGGCAAAGCCCGCUGUUUCCUCACUUGUAGCCACCGUGUUGCAUGUCACAGCAAAUUAUGAAUGUGAACCACUUUUGGGAUGAACUUUGGUACCACAGCAAAGAGCAGGAGCCAGCCAAGGCCAAUGAUGGGCAGCAUUGCCCUGCAGUCGUGAGAUGGUCCUGAUUUUUCCAGGAUGCUGCGAGCAGCACUGCGUGAGACCUGAAGAAGGACUUCAAGGAGAACAGCGUUUCCCCAGCAAGACAGUCCCUUCCCAGUUGUGCGCCUGGUGUAAACCCUGAGCAAGGAACUUCCUUUGCAAAACUACGUGCACAACUGCCCUCGGAAUGGUGGGGGUGACUUCGCCAGAACUGUAACUUACUCAUUGCAGGAACUGUUGUCGAUGGAGUGCUAAAUGGAUCGUUUCAGGAAGUGAUGGUUGAUCUGUGAGGUUCCUCAAGACAAAUUUGCUAUUGUUUUUCGUGUUCUCCCCAAAGUUAAGAUGGCGACAUAACAAAGGGUUUAGGCUGCACAUCACGCACGCUUCUCAGAUAUGAAAAUGAACAAAUAUCAAACACAUUGUCAAUCUGUUGUUUUUCAUGUUGCCUGUAACAUUUUCUGGUUUUGCCUUUUGACCCCAGAUCCUGAUGGUCUCAGGGCAGCGUCCUCAUCAGCCAUCACUCAGCUAUUUUUCCUGAAAUCACAGAUUGUCCUCUUUUGUUUGCAGCUGAUGGUCACUCCCUGUAUCACAGAGAGAAAUUGAGCAAGUGUGAGUAAAUGGCAGAGAAUAAGACAAUAAAAAAAAAAUCAAACUUUCUCUGUGAUGUGAACAAUGCUGGUUCCCAGCUUUCUUCGAAAUCUGGGAAUUAUAUUUCUUGAAGUAAGACUGAGAUGUUCCUUCUGUCUGUCCUGCCAGCUCCCAUUACUGACCCUGUAUGAGCACAGAGAGAGAAUUGUGGCUCUGAAAAGGUGGAGUCUGGGGGCUCUGGCGCCCCAGGGACACCCAGUGACAGUUGUUAUUCUGUGUCAUUGCUCACCGCUCUGUGCUCAAAGGCAAUCAAAAUUACCGUCAUUGUUCUGCCCACCUGGAGCACCACAACGCUGAGUUCUGAGCCUGUUCCAGAUCUGAACCGGGAUGUUGUGCAAAGCUUGAGCUGUCUUAGGUUUUUGUGAGUUUUGAAUUGUCUGAGUUUACACUGUAUUGCGUUGAAAAAAAAAAAAUCUGAAGUUUUGCAUGAUUUUAUACGGUCUAAUCCGUUUUGCUUCCUUAGUGCUGAGCUGGUUAUUGGAAAUCACAUUCCAGAGAGAUUGUUUGACCUGUUGUUAACCACUUUCUGUGAUGGAGAUGUCAAUGUCCCCAAGACUUUCUCAACCCUUACUGUCUGCAAGGUUUUCCUAAGGGCUCAGUCUUGCCGCAGUUAAAUCCUUCUCCUUUCGGUGAUAUUAGUCAUGGGGAACAGACAAUUCCUUCCUGUUCUACAGCAGAUAAAGACUGUUGAACGUCUCUGUCAGCUGUGUCCUUUCUAGCUCAGACAUCUCUGUUCAUUGAGUUUACUCCCAUAUAUUCACUUUUCUGUCCUACACUAUGCAGGGCUUUUACUGAGCUAGUUACUCCCCAUCACACAAUCAGGCAGCCACUGGUUUCUAUAUUAUUUAAAUACCUUGAUUUUGUUCUUAAGAUCGAGUUUAAUUGUCUUAAUCCUGUUCCCUAGUAUGCUGGAACCCUUCCAGUGUCAUUUUACCGCAUGAAGCACCACAUCCGCUUCAUCACCCAAAUGUACCAACCGCGGGGCCUCCUUGUUCCCAUCACGGUAGAAUUGCUGCGUUUCAUUCUGCAGAUUUUUCUCCUGCGUGGGAUGUGUGACCGGCCGGUGUUCAGAUCCCCUUAACCCAUCUAUCCUUCCUCUUUUGAGGGAACCACCACCCCACAAGUUACUACAAUCGUUCACCAUGAGCAUGAUCAAGAACAUCCCAUGCUUCAGUGCCAAUGCUUUGAAUUCUGGUACCAACCACUGACUUCAGCAUUCAAAGACUGAAUGUUGAAGAGAAAACUCAAAUGGUCCAGAGGAACAAAUGAAAACAGAGCUCUGUGCUUUUCAGAAAGAGGCCUUGAUUUACAAAUCUGGGAGAAAUUGUGUUUACAGGAGGAAUCCAGACAGUAUUGGUUUAUAUCUUGGGUGCUAAUAAAGUGUCCCUUAUAAAAAAUGUGACAUUCAGCUAUUAGAGAAGAAGGGAAAAUAGCUUUGUGCCAAGCACAGCAGCAUCAAUUACAUGGUGGAGGUUUCUUUUUCGGCCUCUUGCGCUGCAGUAUUGAUUUAUGUAGCUUUGCAGAAGGUUAGUUCAGAAAGGAGGUGUGAAUAAAAGAUAAUAAAGAAUGAUUUAGUUGUCUGCAAGAUGAAAAUGAAAACCACCUAAAUUCCCGUCACUUACAGUACUGCUCAUGGUGCCACCCAGCAGAAUCACGUCUGGUUGAUCAUGUUGACAUUUUGCUUUAACAAUGAUGUCACUGAUGUGAUGGAAAAUCUAGCUUAGGAGAGCACCUCAUCUACUGUGUCAGCUGGAGUUUUCAACAAGUUAAUAUUUCUUCAGUGUCGGACUCUGAUAUGAAAAGUCCUAUUUUAGCGAAAAAGUAAGCGUCUUUCUUCAUCAUCCCUGGGAAGUGAAAAGUGAGAGCAGAGCACAGGAUGACUCAGUAUAACCGCUCAGCAGAGCUCGCUCUCCAGAGCUCAGAAAAUAAGUCAUUAAAUUUCACCGAAGCUUUGGAUGAAAGGACGCUAUUAGGGCUGAAGAUUUCACUGUCAGUCCUCCUGUCUGUUAUAACUUUGGCAACAAUCCUUGCAAAUGUUUUCGUUGUUAUUACCAUUUUUCUCACUAGAAAGCUCCACACACCUGCAAAUUACCUCAUCGGCUCCUUGGCCGUGACCGAUCUUCUAGUGUCCGUCCUCGUGAUGCCCAUCAGCAUCGCUUACACUGUCACCCACACAUGGGCCUUCGGCCAGGUGUUGUGUGACAUCUGGUUGUCGUCAGACAUCACGUGCUGCACGGCCUCGAUCCUGCACCUCUGCGUCAUCGCGCUGGACCGAUACUGGGCCAUCACGGAUGCUCUGGAAUAUGCCAAGCGCCGAACAGCUGGCCGCGCGGCGCUCAUGAUCGCUGUGGUCUGGAUGAUCUCUGUUAGCAUUUCCGUGCCACCGUUUUUCUGGAGGCAGGUGAAGGCUCAUGAAGAAAUCGCAAAGUGCGCCGUGAACACGGAUCAAAUUUCCUACACGAUUUAUUCCACUUGUGGAGCUUUCUACAUCCCCAGCGUGCUCCUCUUAAUAUUAUAUGGUAGAAUUUAUGUAGCAGCGCGAUCCAGGAUUCUGAAGCCACCCUCGCUAUAUGGGAAACGAUUUACUACCGCUCACCUGAUUACCGGCUCUGCCGGCUCUUCCCUCUGCUCAAUUAACGCCAGCCUGCACGAAGGGCAUUCCCAUCCAGGUGGAUCCCCAAUAUUUAUCAAUCAUGUUCAGAUAAAACUUGCAGAUAGUGUCCUGGAAAGGAAGAGAAUUUCUGCUGCAAGAGAAAGGAAAGCCACCAAAACUUUAGGUAUUAUUCUGGGCGCUUUCAUUUUCUGCUGGCUGCCUUUUUUUGUCAUGUCCCUGGUCCUACCCAUCUGCCAAGACGCUUGUUGGUUUCAUCCCAUCCUGUUGGACUUCUUUACGUGGUUAGGUUACUUAAACUCAUUGAUUAAUCCUGUCAUUUAUACAGCUUUUAAUGAAGAAUUUAAACAGGCUUUCCAAAAACUAAUACAUUUCAAGAAGGGUUUGCCUUGAGCUUCUCAUUGCGUUACCAACCUUGUGCAAGGAAACUUUCUGUGCUUCUAUUCCUGAGGUGCGGAGGGGAAAUUGCCAUCUCUGCCGCUACCCCGUGCUGUGCAUGUAACCAGGAACCUCUUGCCGAUAUGCUACUUUCUGUCUGGAAUUCUGUAUUGCUGCAUAUUUGCAGGACAUCGGUAUUUCUGCUGUAUAUUAAUAACUUAUGUAAGGCUGAGCAAGUUUCUGGAGAACAGGAUCUGCAUCUUCUAUGGCACGUAUCCUGUUCAUUUGACAUUGAUAAAACCUGUAAGUCUUUCAGAAGUUGUGUGAAACUGACUAUAAGCAGGGCAUGGAAAACAUAGCACGUCUGUAGAUUUUGUGGAUGUUUCACAAAUGCUGCAUUUGAAGCUAUGCUUUUGGUGAACCGUAGAAAGAAUAUGAGUUAUUUGAAGUAAUUUUUACACAUUUUAUCAUAGCUGGUGCAGAAACACUACAAAAUAAAUAGCAUGAAAAUUA
Columba livia (rock pigeon) is the source of this 5276-nucleotide messenger RNA. RefSeq names its product 5-hydroxytryptamine receptor 1D (gene HTR1D). Gene Ontology annotation, molecular function: dopamine neurotransmitter receptor activity, coupled via Gs; G protein-coupled serotonin receptor activity. Gene Ontology annotation, cellular component: plasma membrane. The record is from RefSeq and is a predicted model, not a curated record. The transcript has 4 exons. Lineage: Eukaryota; Metazoa; Chordata; Aves; Columbiformes; Columbidae. Bases 3651 to 4778 code for a protein of 375 amino acids. Gene Ontology annotation, biological process: regulation of locomotion; adenylate cyclase-activating adrenergic receptor signaling pathway; G protein-coupled dopamine receptor signaling pathway.